Molecule: messenger RNA, 1239 nt
Organism: Scomber scombrus (Atlantic mackerel)
Lineage: Eukaryota; Metazoa; Chordata; Actinopteri; Scombriformes; Scombridae
Product: zinc finger protein 771-like
Exons: 2
Coding region: 71-1141 (356 amino acids)
Biological process (GO): regulation of transcription by RNA polymerase II
Molecular function (GO): RNA polymerase II cis-regulatory region sequence-specific DNA binding; DNA-binding transcription factor activity
Source: RefSeq, a predicted model, not a curated record
ACCUGCAGAAACAAAACAAACAUUAUUAAUAAUAUCGCCUCGUUGUGUGUGUUUGUGAGCUGUGUGUAACAUGUGCAGCCUUCAGAGUGUGAAGCUGUUCGUCCAGCAGCGGCUAACUGCGGCUGUGGAGGAGAUAUUUGGACAUUUAGACAAAACAAUAACCGAGUAUGAAGAGGAGAUCCACCGCAGGCUGCUGCAGGGAGCCGAGCUCAGAGCAGAAGAUGUUCAGCAGCUGUUGGAGGGUAAAGAAGAGGCUCCUCCUCAGCAGCAGGAGUGGAGCUCCGGUCUGGACCAGGAGGAACCAGAUCCUCCACAUAUUAAAGAGGAACAGGAGGAACUCUGGACCAGUCAGGAGGGAGAGCAGCUUCAAGGGCCGGAGGAGGCCGAUAUCAUCAGGUUCACAUACAUUCCUGUCCCACGUGAAGAUGAUGAAGAGAAACCUCAGUCCUCGCAGCUUCAGAGGGCAGAGGAGCCUCCAGCCGGAAGCUCAACUGAACCGAUGAAGACAGCAGGUGAUGAAGAUGACAGCGGAGGAUCAGAACCAGCCAGGAACUUUGAUCCGGAUAGUUAUUUACAACCAGUCAGCGAAGAGGAAACGUGGAUGGAAAGCGGGGACCCUCUGUCAGGUUUAAAGGCUCUGAAUAAUAAUAUUGUUAAUGAUAAUAUUGUUCAUAGACUCCUUGAAAGUGAGGAGGACUGUACGGAUGGCACGAAAUCAUAUGCGUGUCCUCAUUGUGAUAAAAGCUUCCACCGCAGGGAAACUCUGAACAGACACAUGAGGUGUCACACAGGUGAGAAGCCGUACAGCUGUUCGGUGUGUAACGGGAAGUUUAGAUGGAGAGCAGACUUUGUGGCUCACCUGAGAAUCCACACGGGGGAGAAACCUUUCAUGUGCAGCGUCUGCGGGAAAUGCUUCAUCAAACACGGGACUCUGACGCGACACAUGAGAACCCACACCGGCGAGAGACCACACGUGUGCUCGGUCUGCGGUCACGGUUUCCAUCGCAAAGAGGAUCUGACCAAACACACGAGGACCCACACCGGGGAGAAACCGUUCAGCUGCUCCGUUUGUAACAGACAGUUCUCUCGCCUGUUCCGCGUCAAAAACCACAAGUGUGUUGUUGAGAGCGGCGAUACAUGAAGCUGCUGAGUUCAAUGUUUUAGUCCCAUGUUGAGGUUCUUACUACCUCAAUGUUUGAAGUUAGAAAAACUCAAACAACUCAUUUCAUUAAAGUUACA